This is a messenger RNA of Trichoplax adhaerens, 531 nucleotides long. RefSeq lists its product as uncharacterized. The annotation marks the transcript as partial. The transcript has 4 exons. Gene Ontology annotation, biological process: mitotic spindle assembly checkpoint signaling; meiotic sister chromatid cohesion, centromeric; protein phosphorylation. The record is from RefSeq and is a predicted model, not a curated record. Gene Ontology annotation, molecular function: ATP binding; protein kinase activity. Lineage: Eukaryota; Metazoa; Placozoa; Uniplacotomia; Trichoplacea; Trichoplacidae.
GAUCUUGUAAAUAUUUACAAGACAUUUCAUGAAUCUAUAGAUCAGUAUGUUGCAAUGUUUUACACGAUUGCAAUGCUCAGAGUUGUUGAAGUACUGCAUCGAUGUGAUAUUAUACAUGGAGAUGUAAAGCCUGAUAACUUUCUUCUUCAAGAUAUAAAUGAUGUCGGUAAAUUCCGAAAAUGCUACACUUCACUCAAGUUAAUCGACUUCGGAUGUGGUAUAGAUCGACGAUUAUUUCCGGUUGGCACACAAUUUAAAUCACUAUUCGCGACGAAAGAAUUUCAGUGCAUAGAGGAAAAGACAGAUAUGCCUUGGACAGUACAGAUUGAUUUGUAUGGACUACUUGGAACAAUUCACUGCCUAAUUUUUCAAGAUUAUAUGAAAGUAUAUAAAAAUAAAGAUGGAAUGUGGCAAAUAACUAAGGCAUUCAAACGGUAUUAUAUCAAAACCCUCUGGGAGGAUUUAUUUAUAACGUUGCUUAAUGCUGCUCCCAGCCAGGCCUUACAAAAACUUGCCGAGAUUAGGACUAGA